This is a messenger RNA of Hibiscus syriacus, 450 nucleotides long. RefSeq lists its product as uncharacterized. The transcript is spliced from 2 exons. Lineage: Eukaryota; Viridiplantae; Streptophyta; Magnoliopsida; Malvales; Malvaceae. The record is from RefSeq and is a predicted model, not a curated record. Bases 1 to 450 code for a protein of 149 amino acids.
AUGGCGCCCUACGAAGAUUUAUAUGGAAGAAAGUACAGGGCAUCGUUAAAUUUGUUUGAGUUAAAAGAUAGAGAUAUAAUUGGCCCAGAUAUAAUCAAGGAUGUAGAAGAAAAAGUGAAUAUUAUUCAGGAUAACCUCAUGAUAGCUUUAGAUCGACAAAAGUCCUAUGCAGAUUUGAAGAGAGAGGGAAUAGAAUACCAAGUGGCGAUAAAAUAUCGAUUGGAUCCUUCACACGUCAUCACAUCGGAGGAAAUAGAGAUUCAGCCGGAUUUGACCUAUAAGGAAGAAACAAUGAAGAUUUUGGUACAUGAAGUCAAAGAACUACGGAACCAGAUGAUUCCACUGGUUAAGGUCCUUUUGCGCAAUCAUAAAGUAGAUAAAGCUACUUGGGAACACGAAGGGGAUAUAAGAAAGCAGUUUCCUCACAUGUUUGGAGCAGAAGAUAACUGA